UGUCUAUGGCUGUGUUUGCGGUUUGUUAUGUUACCAGUAUUCAGAGUCAUAUGUGUUGUGUUUGACUCUAGCCUGACUGUUUAUCUCCUGUAUUUGUGAUCCCACAGUAGAAACAAUGCGUUGGUGCAUCGCAGCUGCUCUUUUGUGUGCGGUCAUAGCUACAGAGGGAAAAGCAGUCCCUUCCCCUCCAAAUUUUGGGAACAGCUAUCAUGUCAAAGGAGUGAUCUCUCUGCCCUACGCUGAGAUCAAGGAGCCAUUCGAGGCCUGGUUAGACCUAGCGGCGAAGUCCAGCCGAAUAGACUACUACCAUGGCCAGGUGUCGACCUUCCAGUUGGGGGCGGAGCAGCCGUGGGGCGUUUCCUAUAAAAUCACUCCCGAGACCACGGAGACGAUGCAGAAUAUGAUGAAGUGUUUCCAGGUCAACGGCACGAAGGAUGAAGCGGUCACAUCGCAGGCGUCGCUGCCUGAUGUGCAAGGCUUCCAGUUCCUGAGGAUGGAGUACUUUGGAGGUUCCCUGUGUGAAGUUUGGCAGAAUGUGACCUCUGUGGGCUACAAGAAGAACACCUACACACUGUGGGUGUCCCGUUCAGAGAGGGGUGCAGACGGCAGUGACGAGCCUGCCACGCCCCUCCAUUAUGAGAUGUUGGGUUACAACACGCUGCUGGGCUCACAUUAUGACAAAUACUUGGUGGACUACAAAGAGUUCAGCACUCACGUGGACCCAAAAGUCUUCUCGCUGCCUGAAGGGAUGAGCUGUGGUGGGUUUCCUGGUCAAGGAGUGGAGCACCACAUGUUGGCCAAUCCAAUGAAAGAUCUCGUCCACACCUCGGCAUCAGGCCACUCAGAGCGCAUGUUCAACCAUUUCAAGGACAAGUUUCAGCGUCAGUACAACGACGAAAGAGAACAUGAGAAAAGGGGACACGCUUUUGUUCAUAACCUCCGGUAUGUCCACUCCAAGAACAGAGCAGGGCUGCCCUUCUCUCUGGCUCUGAACUCGCUGUCAGAUCGAACCAUGUCGGAGCUGGCCACCAUGAGGGGGAGGAAACAAGGAAAGACCCCAAACAGAGGGCUCCCUUUCCCCUUAAAGAAUUACAAAGGGGUGAAAGUGCCCGAGUCACUUGACUGGAGGCUUUACGGUGCCGUGACCCCGGUGAAGGACCAGGCCAUCUGCGGCUCCUGCUGGAGCUUUGCCACCACUGGAGCAGUAGAGGGCGCUCUCUUCCUAAAGUCGGGAUCCCUGCAGGUUCUGUCUCAGCAGAUGCUUGUAGACUGUUCCUGGGGAUUCGGCAAUAACGGCUGUGAUGGAGGGGAGGAGUGGAGGGGAUACGAGUGGAUCAUGAAACACGGAGGCAUCGCCACAACAGAAACCUACGGAGCCUAUAUGGGAAUGAAUGGAUUUUGCCACAUGAACACAUCCCAGCUCACUGCACAGAUCCAGAGCUACACCAACGUGACAUCAGGAGACGCGGAGGCCCUUAAGCUGGCGCUCUUUAAAAACGGACCGACGGCCGUCAGCAUCGAUGCAUCUCACCGUUCAUUUGUUUUCUACAGCCACGGUGUCUACUAUGAACCGGCUUGUGGUAGCACCACUGAAGAUUUGGAUCAUGCCGUGCUUGCGGUGGGAUACGGCACACUAAAUGGGGAGCCAUACUGGUUGGUGAAGAACUCAUGGUCCACCUACUGGGGCAAUGACGGCUACAUCCUCAUGUCAAUGAAGGACAACAACUGUGGCGUCACCACCGAUGCGACGUAUGUCACACUGGCAUAGAUGUGGCCCUUUCCUCUAUGUAUCACUAAAUGUUAAUGCCACUAUGUGAGUGCCUGAGGAUGAAAGACAUCUAAUGUCGGAUGUGCUGAGGCGUGGAUAUCACGUCAAACUGUGCUGCUUGGUGUUAUUAAUGUGUUAAAUGUUGCUGUUGGAUGGUGCCUGAGGAAACUGUACACAGAACAAGUCCGCUUUUUCAAACAUGAUUUUGACAAGUUUAUUGCUGGUGGCACAUAGCUACAGUGCCUUCAUUUCAGUUGCACAAGGUACAUUUUGUGACAUA
This is a messenger RNA of Anarrhichthys ocellatus (wolf-eel), 2048 nucleotides long. RefSeq names its product digestive cysteine proteinase 1. Gene Ontology annotation, biological process: proteolysis. Gene Ontology annotation, molecular function: cysteine-type peptidase activity. The coding region runs from base 116 to 1768 and encodes 550 amino acids. The record is from RefSeq and is a predicted model, not a curated record. NCBI's taxonomy places the organism in Eukaryota, Metazoa, Chordata, Actinopteri, Perciformes, Anarhichadidae. The transcript is spliced from 11 exons.